This is a messenger RNA of Colletotrichum destructivum, 1713 nucleotides long. RefSeq names its product Putative major facilitator superfamily, MFS transporter superfamily. Gene Ontology annotation, molecular function: transmembrane transporter activity. Bases 1 to 1713 code for a protein of 570 amino acids. Lineage: Eukaryota; Fungi; Ascomycota; Sordariomycetes; Glomerellales; Glomerellaceae. The transcript has 4 exons. Gene Ontology annotation, biological process: transmembrane transport. Gene Ontology annotation, cellular component: membrane. The record is from RefSeq and is a predicted model, not a curated record.
AUGACUCCCGAACCUGUUCUUGAUCUCUCCUACGCGAAGAAGGGGAAAUCCGCAAAUGACAAUGGCUCUAUGCUUGUUGCCUCUUCUUCGCCGAUGUAUGAGAGCGGGAAUGACCUUCUUGGAGACGAGAAGAUGAGUCCCGUCAUGCUCAACAAGAUAUUUCUGGUCAACAACGUAUGCUUUCCGAACCAAGACACGCCCUACAAACCGGCAAUCAAUGAAAUCGGCUGGACACCUUUCCACCUGAAGCUCUUCUUCCUCAACGGCUUCGGGUACGCCGUCGACUCCAUGGCUGCCAUGCUACAGGGUAUCAUCGCCACCCAGGCCUUUGUCGAAAUUGGCGGCGGCGGGUACCCUACUGGCCUCACUAUGGCCCUGUACGCCGGCCUCUUGGUUGGUGCGCUCUUCUGGGGGUUUGGUGCCGACAUCAUAGGUCGCCGAAUGGCCUUCAACAUCACGCUGCUCAUGGCCGGGGCUUCCACGCUUGUUGCCGGCGCCAUGCCGAACUGGGGCGCACUGGGGCUCUUUGUCGCCUUGCUCGGCUUUGGGGCGGGCGGUAAUCUCAUCUUGGACCCGGCCGUGUUUCUCGAGUUCUUGCCGUUCGACAAGCAGUGGACCAUCACCGCCAUGGCUGCCUGGUGGGGACUUGGGCAGACGUUAGAAGGUGGCAUUGCUUGGGGAUUCUUCUCCCGAGACGAUUGGAGCUGCGACACGACGACGACGACAACGCCCCCCGAAGUCUGCACGUGGCAGAACAACAAGGCCUGGAGGCUUAUUAUGUUCACUUCCGGCGCCAUAAUCCUCACCAUGUCUGCGGCGAGGGUUCUGGUCGUUCGGCUGGAGGAAACGCCAAAGUUUCUCCUCAGUGCCGGCCGUGACGAGGAACUCGUAGCCAACUUGCAGGCCCUCGCAACAAAAUACAACAGAACGUGCUCGCUGACCACGCAGCAACUGGAAGCUUGUGGCCAUCUCAACGUCGAAUCCACGGCGAGAAAGCCGCACCACAAAGUCGGUAGACAGUUUCUGAGCCAUCUGCGCGGACUCUUCGUCACGCGGAAGAUAGCCAUCUCUACUAGCCUGAUCUGGCUUUCAUGGGCAAUGAUUGGCAUGGCGUACCCUCUAUUCUUCGUGUUCUUGCCGUCUGUGAUCAGCAGUCGCAUUGCGUCUGAUCCGCCUACCUUUUACGAAACAUGGCGAGACUACACCAUUGUCAACUUUUGCGCUAUCUUCGGGCCUCUUAUUGCAGGUUGGCUUGCCGAAAUCAAAAUUCUCGGACGCCGGUACACGAUGGUGAUAGGCGCAAUUGUGACCAUGGCCCUUUUCUUUGGCUACACUGCCGUGAGCACGGCGCAGCAGAACCUUGCUUUAAGUUGUACCAUUUGUAAGUCUCGACACCCUACCCUCCUCAUGCUCUAUCACAAUAUGUUCAAGAUCAUUUCUAAGACCACACUUUCCAUAGCUAUUUGCAUCAAUGUCUACUAUGGAACUCUCUACGCCUAUACCGCGGAGGUCCUUCCGUCGGCUCAUCGCACCACAGGUAACGGUAUCGCAGUCGCUGCCAACCGAGCUAUGGGGCUCUUGUCAGCAGUCAUUGCCGUUGUUGCGGAUACGACGACAGUGACGCCGUUGUACAUUUGUGCCGCCCUGUUUUUUCUUCUUGCUGUUGUCUCUGCUCUACUUCCGUUUGAGCCGUACGGUCGACGUGCGUCGUAA